Molecule: messenger RNA, 1722 nt
Organism: Manihot esculenta (cassava)
Lineage: Eukaryota; Viridiplantae; Streptophyta; Magnoliopsida; Malpighiales; Euphorbiaceae
Product: ethylene-responsive transcription factor WIN1
Exons: 3
Coding region: 526-1485 (319 amino acids)
Biological process (GO): regulation of DNA-templated transcription
Molecular function (GO): DNA-binding transcription factor activity; DNA binding
Source: RefSeq, a predicted model, not a curated record
CCACGUAACAGAGGACUCUGUCUCUCACUUUCCACUUCACCUUCACAAUUUCUGGGCUGGGAGAGAAGCUGAGAGCUCCAAGCUGAGCGAUUCAUCAGCUCUCUACUCUUUCUUGAUCGAGAAAGACAGAGUGAGAAACAGAGGAUUUAUGUCGUCUGGGUUUGAUCUGUUGUCUGGAGCUCCAAAGAAGCUCUGGGUUUCUCUCCUUUCUGUUUCCAUCUCUUUCUGCCAUUUUUUCAAUUUUUGCAAGCAAUCUUGGUCCCUUGAGAAGAAGAAGAAUCAGACCUUUUUGAUCAUCGGCUUCCGAUUAAGAUCAAAGCGGUGUUGUUCUUGGGUAGAUUGCUUGAAAGAUUGUCUAACCAAACGUUUACUAUUUUCAAUUUUGGGUUUUAGGGGUUUGGUGUUUACUUGAUAAUCAAGGUUAUCAAAGAUUUGCUUUCCUAUUUUCCCGUUUCAAUUUUGUUUUUCUUUGUUAAUAUCCUUUCUGGGAUUAAGGGUUUUCUCUAUAAAAUUGAAUUUCGUAUAAUGCCAGGCCUUAGAGGGCCAAUUUUGGAUCAAAAUUUGAAUUCCGAGGAAGAGAAAAAGAAACUAGGCAUGGAAAAAAGUUUAAGAAAAGUAAGAAUAAUAUACCAUGAUCCUGAGGCCACAGACUCUUCAAGUGAUGAAGAUGAAGGAUUCAUUGAGAGGAUUGACAGAUUGAGCACCGGUAAGCGUAUUGUUAGAGAGAUUACUCUCUCAAUCCUGCCAUGUGAACCAGUUGCUGAAGAUUCUUCACAACACAAUAGCAAUGGGGACAAAGUCAGAAGCACCACUAAUUGUGGUGAAAACAAGAAAACUCGAAUGGCGUCCUCUAAUUACAAGGGCGUUCGACGAAGGCCAUGGGGGAAGUAUAUAGCAGAAAUUAGAGAUCCAUUUCGAAAAGUUCGCAUAUGGCUUGGUACCUAUGAUACAGAAGAGGAAGCUGCUGCUGCUUACAGGAAAAAGGAGGAGGAAUUUGAGAGAAUGAUGGAAGAAAAUAAACUCAACAGUUCACUAAAUGAUUCAAAAGCUGUACCGGAACAAUCCGGUGAUAUGUUUUCGCACCCAUCACCAUCUUCUGUGCUUGACGUCUCCAAUACAAGCUCACAAGUUCAUGGAGUUGAAAGUUCAAUUAAAGAAGAAAUCAGUUUACAGAAGGCAGUGAAAGAAUGCAGUUUGGAGAAUUUGGUGGAAGAUUAUUUCACAGAGGAUCUAUCUAUUUCUAAAUUUUGGGAUGAGCCAUUGCUAUCACCAUCAAUUAGUCAGGAUUUUCUGGGUAUUGAUUGCUACCCAGAAUUUGGGAAUGAUUUUGAGAAAUUUUUCGACGGUGCAGAAGAUUUUUUUAUGGCUAAAAGCAAUGAUGAGGUUGGAGAUUUUUCCCUUGAUGGAGUGUUGGAUCUUCCGAACAUUGAAGAACUUGAGACUCUUGCUUUUGUUGAGGACACUCUCAACUUUGCAUGCCCAUAAGCUUUAAGUAUUCUGCAUAUAUGAAUCACAGAUAGUGAUAGUAUGUAUAUAUUUGAUUUUACAGGGAAGAGGAGAGAUUAGAUUCUUUGUCCUCAGUGAGGGGAAAAGAGAGUUUCUUGGGGGUUUUGUUUGUGAUUUCAAGAGCCACCCAAGAUGUUUCCUUUCUUUUUUUUUUUUCAACUCGAUGAUAAGCUAAAUUAUUGAGUAAAUUUACUAUGCAGAACUUUUUAAGCCUAA